AUGGAUGAGUGCUCGGGAAAGAUUCAGACUACGCAGACAAGCGGAUCUGUACCCGUACCGCAGGUGGAGAACCCAUUGAUAACGUUGAUAACUUCCUUCCUAAUGCUUCCGAUCCCUCCUCCCGAUCGCAAUGACAGAUGGGCUAAGAAGAAGCUGUGGCAAGCACAGAAGGAAUUGAAGAAGGUUGUUGACCUGGAGCUUAUAGAUGGACAGGCAGGUGCACAAGUAAUAGCUCGGCUAUUUGAAUAG
Molecule: messenger RNA, 249 nt
Organism: Acanthocheilonema viteae
Lineage: Eukaryota; Metazoa; Nematoda; Chromadorea; Rhabditida; Onchocercidae
Source: the annotation of a GenBank genome assembly